Molecule: messenger RNA, 940 nt
Organism: Chaetomium strumarium
Lineage: Eukaryota; Fungi; Ascomycota; Sordariomycetes; Sordariales; Chaetomiaceae
Exons: 3
Coding region: 267-797 (176 amino acids)
Source: RefSeq, a predicted model, not a curated record
CAUUCCAGGGUUGAGGGUAUCUUAUCGAUAAGCACCCCGACUCCUUGCCAACACCCAAUAGCUCCGUACUGCACCUCCUUACAUUAUCAACUCCCGUCGAAGAUGAUCAGCACCUUCCGCCAUUACCCAGAGCAUCUCGAGCAGUCCGUUGAGCGAGGAAAAUAUUAGGUGCGGGUACUCACAUCCCACCUCAUACAACCACACCGCGGACGCACAUCUCUUCCUCCUUCAUCCCUUGCCUCACUCUCAUCCUUUUGCUCUUUAAGAUGACCAUCACAACAACCCCUUCACCACCACCGCCGCCGCCACCGCCCUCCCAUGGUCCUCCCCCUCCGCCAACAAUAAACGUAAUCCUCUCGUUCCUACUCGUCGGCCUAGCAUGGGGCUUCACAGUCCCCUUCAUCCGGCGCGCAGCCCGGGACCACCGCCCUCGAGAUCGACGUCCUUCUUCUUCAGAAGAAGAAGAAGACGGGAAGAGGAACCUGUCAGGGACGUGGUGGGCCCGGCUAAAGACACGGGUAUGCGGCGCGGCCUAUGCGGUGCUCGACCUCCUGCGCAACCCGCGCUAUGCGGUGCCGCUGGUGCUGAACCUGACGGGGAGCGUGUGGUUCUUUUUGUUGAUUGGGCAGGCUGAACUGAGCCUGACGGUGCCGGUGGUGAACACACUGGCGUUCCUGUUCACCGUGCUCGGGGAGUGGUGGGUUGAGGGGAAGGUGAUUAGUCGAGAGACGUUGAUGGGGAUGUUCCUGUCGGUUGGGGGCAUUGCGCUGUGUGUGCAUAGCAAGAACACUACCUAGGUAGGAAUCGGUUCCGGGUCUCGUAACAGGCAACGGGGGUGAGAGUCGGGUUUUGGGAAUAUAGCCACCGCUCGACUCCUUCCUCUCUUUAAAAUUCACCUCUUUGUUUGCCGCUUCAUAGAAUGUAGUACUGUCGAUAAUCU